Molecule: messenger RNA, 688 nt
Organism: Notothenia coriiceps (black rockcod)
Lineage: Eukaryota; Metazoa; Chordata; Actinopteri; Perciformes; Nototheniidae
Product: sodium/hydrogen exchanger 8-like
Exons: 4
Source: RefSeq, a predicted model, not a curated record
CUACAAUUCCCAACAUACACCCUGAACCAGGAAAUGAUGUGAUGUCAACAGAUACAUGGAGCUGUCGACAUGGAACUUCCAGUCUUUUUUAUUUCAAAACGUUGCUUUUGGGUUUAAAUGCACCUGCUUGAGAAUGAGAGGCGUUAACCACAAAGUUUUGUUGCUGUCCUUUUUGCUGUUAUGUGUAAAUCCGUGUGUGCCAGAGCGAGCUGAGAGGGACAACUCGUUGGACCUGCCUGAUGGAGAGGACCGAGUGGAUGUGAACCAUAAGGAUAUUCCAGCUAAAAGCCAGCAAACAUUAAUAAAACAUGACCAAGAAGAUGGACACGAUUCAAUCGACCCACAGAAGCAGGGACAGUCUCUCAGCAAGUCCAAUGACACUGAUAACUACAGCAACCUAACCCUCCACUCUACAAAACCUCCUGUCAAGCCAACGACCCCGACACCCCCUACCGCCAAGCCCAUCCUGCCCGUGCAGACAGGGGUCAAGGCCCAAGAAGAAGAGCAGUCCAGCGGGUUGACCAUUUUUUUCAGCCUGCUGGUUAUUGGUAUCUGCAUCAUAUUGGUGCACCUGCUCAUCAAGUUCAAACUGCAUUUUCUUCCAGAAAGUGUGGCUGUUGUCUCCCUCGGGAUUCUAAUGGGAGGCUUUAUAAAGAUUAUUGAGUUCCAGGAACUGGCCAACUGGAAG